AUGUCAUUUACAGUACUUUGUUCAUUUGCUUUAGCCUUCUAUGUUGUGAUUUGGUUUUUUGAUUCUUUCUUCAAGAGUUGUAUGCACUAUCCGUAUUAUGCAUUUUUGGAAGGAACUGGAUUAAAAGUGGGAAUAUUGAACUUUUCUUGGACAACUACAGCAUUCAAUAGAUUCAUUUACCGAUGGAGCAAAAAUCUUGCUCGCAUUCUAAAAAAAUGGUUCACUUGUGGUUAUUUAAUUACUAUAUUUUUAUUUCUACCAUUUGCUAUUUGGACCUUGAUGUCAUUUAUAUUUGAACAUUUCUAUGAAACUAUUCAACUGAAUACUGUUCCUGAGGUGAAAGCUAUGCUGCCUGGAGUUAAUAUUCCCAUAUCUGAUUUUUGGGUAUAUUUCCUGUCCAUUGGAAUAUGUAGUACGCUUCAUGAACUUGGACAUGCUAUGGCUGCGGCUCAAGAGGAUGUUCAGUUAAUCUCAGUUGGAUUGUAUGUGUUUACAAUAAUACCAAUCGCUUUUGUUAAACUGAACACAGAUCAUUUGAAUAGCCUAGCUAUAACUAAAAGACUGAGAAUCUACUGUGCUGGUGUAUGGCAUAACUUAGCAACAGCUUUAAUUGCCUUACUUCUGUUUUUCUCUGCACCAAUAUUGUUUAAUAUUGCUUAUGAGACUGGUAUUGGUGUAAGAGUGACAGAUUUUACUGAUGAUUCUCCUCUUAAGGAUGUGAGGGGACUUGAGUUAGAUGAUGUUGUUACAUCUAUAAACGGAUGUGAAAUAAAGAAUACCAAUGGCUGGGCAUAUUGUUUGCACCUGGCACAUAAUCGUUUUGGUAUAUGCACAAGUGCGGAAUUCAUUGCUCAAAACGAUGAAAUCAUGAUGGAAACUGUAAAAGAAAAUGAUGUUGUGGAAUGUUGCAGGAAAGAUGACUUGUAUAGCUUUUGUUUUGAGUAUAUGGAACCUAAAGUAGCAGGUGACUCAGUAUUGCCAGGUCAGUAUUCAUGUCUCAGACCCAGGGAUAUGAUAAAAAAUAAGUUUGUAAAGUGCACAGAAGUCGAUGGCUAUUCAUGUCCUAGAAAUAGCCAUUGUCUUAAACCAUCCAUGAACAAUCAUACCUACCUUUUGAUUAUUGAAAGGCAAAACAAUAAUCCUGUUUUGUACUUAGGAUUACCUUAUGAUUUACAUAAGACAGUGUUUGUUGAUCAGUAUUUUCCCAGGAUGGCAUUAUUUUCUUUUUUUUCACCAUCACAAUUUGAGAAACUCCUGAGAUAUAUAUUCAUUUUUUCUAUGGGCAUAGGUUUUUUAAAUAUAGUACCUUGCUACGGAACUGAUGGGCAUCAUAUAGCAAGAAACAUAAUACAACUAGUUGCUAAAUAUUUAAAUAAGAAUGGGGAUUUUGUGACAUUUUUCACUGUUUUCACAUUAGUUGUGGGUACAGGUAUUACAGUGCCAAUGUUAGUGUAUCUGUUCUACCAAGCAAUUGUAGAUAUGUGA
Molecule: messenger RNA, 1485 nt
Organism: Chilo suppressalis (striped riceborer)
Lineage: Eukaryota; Metazoa; Arthropoda; Insecta; Lepidoptera; Crambidae
Source: the annotation of a GenBank genome assembly